GUUUACGUUCGCUUUGGCCCUUCUUGCCCAGCGGUUCUCCCCCCUCCGCCCGGUACCAAGAUGGCGGCAGAAGCAGCUGGUGGGAAAUACAGAAGCACAGUCAGCAAAAGCAAAGACCCCUCGGGGCUGCUCAUCUCUGUGAUCAGGACCCUGUCUACCAGUGAUGAUGUGGAAGACCGGGAGAAUGAGAAGGGGCGCCUCGAAGAAGCCUAUGAGAAGUGCGACCAUGACCUGGAUGAGUUGAUUGUGCAGCACUACACGGAAUUGACGACAGCCAUUCGCACGUACCAGAGCAUCACAGAGCGCAUUACCAACUCCCGAAAUAAAAUAAAGCAGGUAAAAGAGAAUCUGCUUUCGUGCAAGAUGCUGUUGCACUGCAAAAGGGAUGAACUUCGGAAAUUGUGGAUUGAAGGAAUUGAACAUAAGCAUGUCCUGAACCUGCUGGACGAGAUUGAGAAUAUCAAGCAAGUGCCUCAAAAGCUGGAACAGUGCAUGGCGAGCAAGCACUAUCUCAAUGCCACGGACAUGCUGGUGUCAGCAGUCGAGUCCUUGGAGGGCCCCCUGCUCCAGGUGGAAGGACUGAGUGACCUUAGGUUGGAGCUUCACAGUAAGAAGAUGAACCUCCACUUGGUGCUCAUAGAUGAACUUCAUCGGCACCUCUACAUCAAAUCCACAAGCCGAGUUGUGCAGCGUAACAAGGAGAAAGGGAGAGUGAGCUCCCUUAUAAAAGAUGCUUCUCCUGUUCCUCUGAUUGAUGUUACAAACCUUCCUACUCCUCGAAAAUUCCUUGAUACCUCUCAGUUUUCUACUCCUGGAAGCUCAAGUGUAAGGGAGAUUAACCUGCAGGAUAUCAAGGAGGAUUUGGAAUCGGAUCCAGAGGAGAACAGCACCCUUUUUAUGGGCAUCCUCAUCAAGGGACUGGCCAAACUGAAGAAGAUUCCAGAGACCGUUAAGGCAAUCAAAGAACGCUUGGAGCAGGAGCUACAGCAAAUUGUGAAGAGGUCUACAACCCAGGUGGCAGACAGUGGCUAUCAGAGGGGAGAGAACCUCACUGUGGAGAACCAACCAAGAGAGAGAGACCGCAAGAGAGGGGACACAAGCAGGGGGAGUGGGAGAGGGAGAAGCAGGCCUCCCGCUGAGCAGGGAGCCCCGUGUGGGGCUCGAUCCCAGGACCCUGGGAUCAUGACCCAAGCCGAAGGCAGAUGCCCAACGACUGAGCCACCCAGGUUGCUUCUAGAACUGCUGGAGUUGCUCUUUGACAAGUUUAAUGCUGUAGCCACUGCACACUCCGUGGUCCUGGGGUACCUGCAGGACACAGUUGUGGCUCCCCUUACUCAGCAGGAAGACAUCAAAUUGUACGAUAUGGCGGACGUGUGGGUGAAGAUCCAAGAUGUUCUGCAGAUGCUGUUGACUGAGUACUUGGAUAUGAAAAAUACUCGUACGGCCUCUGAACCAUCAGCUCAACUAAGUUAUGCCAGCACUGGACGAGAUUUUGCAGCCUUCUUUGCCAAGAAGAAACCUCAAAGGCCAAAAAAUUCUCUUUUUAAGUUUGAGUCCUCCUCCCAUGCCAUCAGUAUGAGUGCCUAUUUGCGAGAGCAGAGACGGGAGCUGUACAGUCGCAGUGGAGAACUUCAAGGGGGUCCUGAUGAUAACUUAAUUGAAGGUGGAGGAACCAAAUUUGUCUGCAAACCGGGAGCCAGAAAUAUUACUGUCAUAUUCCACCCAUUACUAAGAUUUAUUCAAGAGAUCGAGCAUGCCCUGGGACUUGGCCCAGCCAAACAGUGCCCUCUUCGAGACUUUCUCACCGUGUACAUCAAAAACAUCUUCCUUAAUCAGGUCUUGGCAGAGAUCAACAAGGAGAUUGAAGGAGUCACCAAAACAUCUGACCCCUUGAAGAUCCUAGCUAAUGCGGACACCAUGAAGGUGAUGGGGGUGCAGCGGCCUCUCCUACAGAGCACAAUCAUUGUGGAGAAGACAGUGCAGGACCUCAUGAACCUGAUGCACGACCUGAGCGCGUACUCGGAUCAGUUCCUCAACAUGGUGUGCGUGAAGCUGCAGGAGUACAAGGACACCUGUGCAGCGGCCUGCAGGGGCAUUGUCCAGUCAGAAGAGAAACUUGUCAUCAGUGCAUCUUGGGCAAAAGAUGAUGAUAUCAGCAGACUCUUGAAAUCUCUACCAAACUGGAUUAACAUGGCUCAACCCAAACAGCUGAGGCCAAAAAGAGAAGAGGAAGAAGAUUUCAUAAGGGCAGCCUUUGGCAAGGAGUCGGAAGUUCUCAUUGGGAACCUGGGUGAUAAGUUAAUCCCUCCGCAAGACAUCCUCCGUGAUGUCAGUGACCUCAAAGCUUUGGCCAACAUGCAUGAAAGCCUGGAGUGGCUAGCAGGUCGAACAAAGUCAGCUUUCUCCAAUCUUUCUACAUCCCAGAUGCUGUCUCCUGCUCAAGAGAGCCAUGUGACCAUGGAUCUGCCCCCAGUGUCGGAGCAGAUCAUGCAGACGUUGAGUGAACUUGCCAAAUCUUUCCAGGAUAUGGCUGACCGCUGCUUGCUUGUCCUGCAUCUGGAAGUCAGGGUUCACUGUUUCCACUAUCUCAUCCCCCUUGCAAAGGAGGGGAACUAUGCCAUUGUGGCUAAUGUGGAAAGUAUGGAUUAUGACCCUCUGGUGGUCAAGCUCAACAAAGACAUCAGCGCCAUUGAAGAGGCCAUGAGUGCCAGCCUUCAGCCGCACAAGUUCCAAUACAUAUUUGAAGGCCUGGGUCACCUGAUCUCCUGCAUCCUCAUUAAUGGUGCCCAGUACUUCAGGCGCAUCAGUGAGUCUGGCAUCAAGAAGAUGUGUAGGAACAUCUUUGUCCUGCAGCAGAAUUUGACCAACAUCACCAUGUCGCGGGAGGCAGACCUGGACUUCGCAAGGCAAUAUUACGAGAUGUUAUACAACACGGCUGACGAGCUCCUGAACCUGGUGGUGGACCAGGGCGUGAAGUACACGGAGCUAGAGUACAUCCACGCCCUGACCUUGCUACACCGCAGCCAGACUGGGGUGGGAGACCAGACCACCCAGAACAUGAGGCUGCAGCGGCUCAAGGAGAUCAUUUGCGAGCAGGCUGCCAUCAAGCAAGCCACCAAGGAUAAGAAAAUAACGACGGUUUAAUCGAGCACACUGCUGGGCGGGGGGGGGGGGGGGGGGGGGGGGGGGGGGGGGGCGCUAUUUUCGUUUACUCAGUCACACUUGCUUCUUUCUCCGGUAUGUUAUUUGGUAUAUUCGAAGCAGACUUGCUUUUCUCUGCACUGAUACUUUAGUGGAGAGAAGACAAGACGAUACAUUUUUUUCCUGUCUCUUUACUUUGGGCUUUUCAUAUAAACUGUAACGGGAGUUUGCAGUACAGAAUGUUUUGAUUUAACGUCUACUCUAAUGCAGUCAGUUCCAAAGGGUUGAGUGACUAGGGUGGGAUGGGAGGAAGGUUGUAUCAAAUUGGACUCUGAAAAAAUGAAUGCACAAAUUACCACUCCCCAACCAUCUUUAGAAAGCAGACUGCUCCCUCGGUUUCAGUCCCUUCUUAAAACACUUCAUAGGGUUCUCUUACACCAAGAGCAGGUCUUUACUCUCCUGACCCUGUCAGUUUACAAUACAGUGAAAUAAGCAUAUGUGCAUUGCUUUUUAUCUCUGUUGCCAACAUCAAAUCAGUGGCUUCUCAGCUGGCUGUAACUUUCAGCAAGUUUUCCCAACCAAAACAGGACCUCUUCAGGGCUACGGGGCAAAGUCCUCUUAUCCCAGCCCCUGGGCGAGUUUUGUGUGCGGGCGUUUGUACACAGAAUAUAGUCAGUGUAUUGCCUUUUCGUCUUUACUUCUGCAUCAAAACCAAGAGCCUUCCGAUUAAUCACAAAAAUGGAAGAAUGAAAGGCAGUCCACCCUCCUCUUGAUCUUUUAACCUCUAUUUUCCAAGAGUACAUAACGGGUAGAGAACUUUUACUCUCAGUUAAACAUUGUUUGGAUGUGAGUGAUUCUUAGAUGCUUACUUGCUCUCGAUGUGAGCCCCUAGGUCUUUCUCACCUUAGAAAGAUGCCCUGGUCCACUCAGCUGAGUGCACGGAAGAUGGGACAGCGUGACAUUCGACCUCUGUGCACCCACCAGCGGAGGCCAUUUCUAAAGUGUUCCCAGGUGGUUUGGGUGCUCACCUCUCCUGGCACACUGAACCCCGCCAUUGCCCCCCAAGUCUCCAAGCAUUCCUGCUACCCAUGGUUGAUAUGUCACAGGAGAAAGCAAGGCACUGACUGGGACACACCUUGGAAACAUGUGGAGAGGAGAGCAGAAAGGAUUUUAAGCAUACACGGCAGCUGGGCCUCACAUUGUGAUGAUCCAAAAUUGUAUACCCGUUUGUACAGCUUUGGUCUUGGUGGGAAAAACAGAAAAUUAAAAAAUGUUUUGAGAAGCUGAAA
This is a messenger RNA of Mirounga angustirostris (Northern elephant seal), 4430 nucleotides long. RefSeq names its product exocyst complex component 4 (gene EXOC4). The coding region runs from base 61 to 3144 and encodes 1027 amino acids. The transcript has 19 exons. Gene Ontology annotation, cellular component: growth cone membrane; synapse; exocyst. NCBI's taxonomy places the organism in Eukaryota, Metazoa, Chordata, Mammalia, Carnivora, Phocidae. The record is from RefSeq and is a predicted model, not a curated record. Gene Ontology annotation, biological process: exocytosis; chemical synaptic transmission; Golgi to plasma membrane transport.